UUGGUAUCGUCCAUUUAUCAAGGCAACAUGGAGGCGCUGGUAAAACGGACGCAUAUGGACACCAGACAAGUCAUCGGGGUGUACGGGGAGGUCAGCGGUCUCCCUGCGCCUGUUUCUGCUCAUGUGAGUGAAGAGCAGCUUCCAGAGCUCCGGACCUACACCGUGACUGCUGAGUGGAGUCAGAGCGACCUUGUCCGAGGCUCCAGACUUCGCUACUCGCAGCAGUGGACUCUGAUCACAGACAGCAAUGACCACCAGAGCAUCAUAACUGUCCUUCCACCAGGACCCUGUGUACCUGUUUCUGGAGAGUUACUGAGUGGACUCUCUCCCAUUCGAGCCCUGAGGGCCGUUGUCAGGGAAACAAGUGGCCAGCAGCUCCUUGAGAUAUGGGACCGCCACGGCCUCAGGAAAUGCCUCAACCUGACUGCUCUCAACAAACACGGCCGAGUGUACGAUGACGCUCAGUUUGGCUGUCUGUCAUGGUCGGAGUGUGAGAACAAACUGCUGUAUGUAGCUGAGAAGCGCAAGAACACAUCAAUAGAAUCACCUGAAGGGGAAUCUGCAUGCAGGAAGGACAGGAGUGUGUAUUGUGAAGACUGGGGUGAGGCUUUGACCAAUAAGAGUGUCCCGGUGAUUUGUGUUGUGAAUCUGCAGAGCGGCUCUGUUACUGUGCUGCAGGAUGUCCCGCCCGAUGUCUCACCUGGACAGGCUCUGUGGGCUCCUUGCAGUCAGUCAGUGGUUUUCGUUGGUUGGUACCACGAACCCUUCAGACUCGGACUGAGGUUUUGCUCCAACCGCAGGUCAGCGUUAUUUAAACUCGACCUGGAUGGAAACUGUGAGUGUCUGUCUGGGGACAACCUGUCGGUGUCCUGUCCCAGGCUGAGUCCAGAUGGGUCCAUGCUGGUCUACCUGCAGGGUCAAGUGUUUGGUCCUCACAACCAGUGCCUCAGUCUGCAGCAGUUAGACCUGAAGAGCGGGAAGACCUCCACACUGCUGGAUGUUGUUAACAGACCACGGACUGGGGAGUUUGCAGGUGUGUAUGAAGCUCUGCCGCCCUGCUGCUGGUCUGCAGAUGGUCAGAGAGUGGUGUUCAGCAGCGCUCGCAGAAACGGGAAGGAUCUCUUUAUGGUUGACCGAAGAUUAAACAAAGUUACCUCCCUCUCUGAUAGUCUCUCUGAUUUUUCACUUUAUGGCAGCUGGAAGCUGCUGACGGUCCAGAAGGACCUGAUGGUCGUCUGCUGCUCAAGCCCUAACACACCUCCCACUCUGAGGGUGGGUUUCCUCCCUUCAGCAGGUGAGGAUGUGACCUGGCGAACCCUGCAGGAGCCCGUCAUGACGUUUGACUUCCACUGGACAGUUCUAGAUGUAACACCUCCACCAGAGGAGGACAACCCACACUACUCUGGUUUAGACUUCGGGGCUGUCCUGGUUAAACCGUCCCCGCCCCUCUGUGAAACCAAGACACCUCUGGUCGUCUUCAUCCAUGGUGGCCCCCACUCCCAGUUUGCAGCAGAAUGGAAUUGUACCACAGCUGGACUGGCUAAACUCGGCUUUGCUGUGCUCAUGGUGAACUACCGGGGAUCCACAGGGUUCGGCCAGGACAGCAUUUUGUCCCUGAUUGGUCAGAUUGGAAGCCAGGAUGUUAAAGAUGUGCAGACGGCGGUGCUCACUGCGCUGCAGAUGGACAUCACCCUUGACCCCAAACGACUGGCUGUGAUUGGUGGUUCUCACGGGGGUUUCCUGUCUUGUCAUCUGGUUGGUCAGUACCCAAAAUUCUACAGAGCGUGUGCGGCCAGGAACCCUGUUAUUAAUGCUGCUACUUUAUUGGGCACUAGCGACAUAGUAGACUGGCGUUACACCAGUGUGGGUCUUCAGUACUCAUAUGACCAGAUACCUACUGCUGAAGCCCUGGCUGCCAUGUUACAGAAGUCCCCCAUUACACAUGCUGCUCAGAUCAAGGCUCCAGUCUUGCUAAUGCUGGGGGCCAAAGACAGGCGAGUGUCUCCUCACCAGGGUCUCGAGCUCUACAAAGCACUGAAGAGCAGAGCUUCACCUGUCAGACUGUUGUGGUUUCCAGAAGACGGACAUUCUCUGUCCAGAGUGGACACACAGGCCGACUGCUUCCUCAACACAGUGCUUUGGCUGCACCAGCAUCUCUGAGAACACACACACACACACACACACACACACACACACACACACACGUGCACUUAGACUGAAGGAGUUCUGCUGCGGAUGAACUUCCCUGUAAAAGAAGAUAAAUUAUUUCAUGAUCACAACAUUUGCCAGUCUGAAACACACCACUGCCUUUUUUACAACAAAAAUACUUUCUCUUUGUACAAUGUACCCAAUUUUGUAAAAACAUUUUCAAAUCAAAGAACUUAAUACAAUCUUACAAACCUGUAUUAAUU
Molecule: messenger RNA, 2411 nt
Organism: Etheostoma cragini (Arkansas darter)
Lineage: Eukaryota; Metazoa; Chordata; Actinopteri; Perciformes; Percidae
Gene: apeh2
Product: S9 family peptidase
Exons: 22
Coding region: 28-2160 (710 amino acids)
Biological process (GO): proteolysis
Molecular function (GO): serine-type endopeptidase activity
Source: RefSeq, a predicted model, not a curated record